Molecule: messenger RNA, 526 nt
Organism: Nematolebias whitei (Rio pearlfish)
Lineage: Eukaryota; Metazoa; Chordata; Actinopteri; Cyprinodontiformes; Rivulidae
Gene: chrac1
Product: chromatin accessibility complex subunit 1
Exons: 3
Coding region: 33-392 (119 amino acids)
Cellular component (GO): CHRAC; nucleus
Molecular function (GO): protein heterodimerization activity
Source: RefSeq, a predicted model, not a curated record
CUCUCUCCUCUUGGUGCCGUGUUUACACAAAAAUGUCUCAAAGUAAACCCGACAAGGACAACAAAACUCAAGAGGCCAGAAAGACGAUUUCUUUGCCGAUGUCUCGGGUGAAGCUGAUUAUGAAGAGCUCCCCGGAUGUCUCCAGCAUUAACCAGGACGCUCUCUUUCUCACCACCAAGGCCACAGAGCUGUUCGUGCAGCAUUUGGCUCUGACUUCAUUCACCAACAGCUCCGGGAGAGAAACCAACACUUUGGAUUACAGCGACCUGGCUAAAACUGCAGAGGCGACCGAGACUUUCCACUUCCUCACAGAUAUCUUACCAAAGAAGAUCUUGGCUCGAGAUUACUUCAAGUCGUUGGAGCAAAUGCAAGACGAAGAAGCUGAUUUUUGACAAGAACAUGACUUUACCCUUAUUUGGACUUAUGUUAUUACAUGUACGUGUCUUUAUGAGCAUUGUGACUGUCGGCAGACACUUUGAACUUUAUCAGUCCUUUUAGACACUGAGUUCAUGUCGAGCUCUUUGGA